AUGUCGCCUUUGCUAGUGCUGGCCUCGUUCGUCGCAGUAACUACAUCGAAUUAUCUACUAAACAUCCGCCGAGAUCAAAUCGACACCAGAGUAUCUUUGAGCCGAUGCAUAAUCGAAGCCACCAAGACCUAUUUCUCGUCGGAUUUCGAAACGAUAACGUUCUCGCUGCCGAUCGUCGAGCAGGAGCAGAGCUCCACCUCCUUCGUGAUGAACCACUUCGUAUUGGGCGAGCUGCAGCGCUCGAACCAGUGGUUGUUCAUCAUCAAAAACGGUAGACACCCAGCCAGAGAUUUCAAAGCAUACCCCACCAUCACCAAGAACUACAUCAUCCAGAUUCGGCAACGGGGAGAAUUCGCCGGGAACCUCAAGCGAUUGAAAGCCUCGCUGACGUGGAACCCCCAUGCAAAAUUUCUGAUCGUUUCGCCUACUGUAUUCGACAAACCCGAUUCAGUCGCUAUCGAAAUCACAGAGGUUUUAUGGAAAUACCACGUUCUCGAUGCAGCGAUAUUGCUCGUAGAACCAACGAACACCUCCACGUUUCUGGUGUAUUCCUGGGAACCUUACAGCGAUAAAGGCUGCGGUGGAGAUUACUCCAACAUCUUCCUCAUAGACAGAUGCUCGUUCGGUGUGGUGGAGGAAAAUUCGUCGUGGUUCAACGAUAAAAUCACCUUCAGCGGAUUCAAUAACUGCAGCUUGAAAGCUUCUUUUAUCGUUUGGCCGCCGUUCGUGACAACGGAGAGUCCCAUCUUCAGGAAAUCGGAUUUCGAGGCUACCCAAGGCAUUGAGGUGAACCUGAUCAAUAUGAUCGCCGAGAAUUUGAAUCUCUUCGUGGAGUAUACCAGUGGUGGUACCGCUUGGGGAGCGGUGUUUUUGAACGGUACCGUUACAGGUGAUUUUAAGCUACUAGCUGAAGAUGCAAUCGAUAUAGUAUUGGGCGGUUAUACCAACACUUUCGGUUGUUCUUUGUUGUUCGAUUGCAGUAAUUCGUACAUUCAGGAGGUGUUGGUGUGGUGUACACCGCACGAGCCUGUACUCUUAGGUUUAUUGCCUAUGAUUAAGAUACUAUCGAAGGAAGUUUGGAUUGGUUUGUCUUUAUUGUACUUCAUAGCCACCUACUUCGCUUGGACCCUUGCUAAACAGUCCAACAAGGAAAUAUCGAGUUACAAACAACUCGAAAACGUGGCGAUUAGAAAUUUUUUGAUACUCAUCGGCUUGACCGCGGACGUUCUACCGCGAUCUAAAGGAGCGAGGUUCUUCACAGGAGUUUUGAUGCUGUUCAGCCUGCAUUUGAACAUGUUGUACACUUCCUACUUGACCAGUACAUUGUCCAGUCCGAUUUUUAAGGAAAAGUACAAGAACCUGGAGAGCAUCUACGAGUUUGGAUUGAAUACCUACUUCGUGCCCGAGUACAAGAACUUUUUCAAUCAGAUCAGCAGCGAUUCCGGUCAUAUCGAAGGAGUACCACUGAGUGAGGUAAUGGAUAACUGGAGGAAUUGCGGUAAUGUAACAGAAUGCGUUGAAGAGAUAAUAGAAGGAAAACCGAAUGCGCUUUGUUUGCCGCUAUUGUAUAAAGAAUAUUUGUUGGUGCACAUAGCAGACUUCCAUAAGAAUAAGUACAAAAUCAACUGUCUGAAGGAAAAGGUUGCUAAUUUUCCAGUUAACUUAAUAAUGAGGAAAGGUUUUCCUUUGUACGCUGUUUUCCAGAAAACGAUUGAUAGGAUCAACAACGCUGGGUUUAUAUCCAAAUGGGAGAAGGACCUUCUGUAUGAAAAGAGGCAGAGCAUUCAAUACGAGAAAGAAAUCAGAAAAGAAACGUCCACUAUCAGAUUCGUUAAUCUCAGAGUGAUCUUCGAUUGCUUAUUUUUCGCGGAAAUUUUUUGCUUUUUGGUCUUCAUAGGAGAACUUGUCGUUUUCAAAAGAAGAGAAAAACAACGCAAUUAG
Molecule: messenger RNA, 1941 nt
Organism: Phyllotreta striolata
Lineage: Eukaryota; Metazoa; Arthropoda; Insecta; Coleoptera; Chrysomelidae
Source: the annotation of a GenBank genome assembly